This is a messenger RNA of Lynx canadensis (Canada lynx), 3141 nucleotides long. It is a transcript of the gene GNL3, whose product is annotated as G protein nucleolar 3. The record is from RefSeq and is a predicted model, not a curated record. The transcript is spliced from 15 exons. Lineage: Eukaryota; Metazoa; Chordata; Mammalia; Carnivora; Felidae. The coding region runs from base 126 to 1775 and encodes 549 amino acids. Gene Ontology annotation, cellular component: nucleolus. Gene Ontology annotation, molecular function: GTP binding.
CGGACGGCGGCGCUGUUUACGGCGGUAGCGUCAGUGCGUGUUGCUCGCGCUUGUCCGCAGUUCACACGUGGCUGUGUCGGAGGCGCGUUGUAGCUUCUGCCGCUGCUACCUUUCCCACUACCAGGAUGAAGCGACCGAAGUUAAAGAAAGCAAGUAAACGCAUGACCUGCCAUAAGCGGUAUAAAAUCCAAAAAAAGGUUCGAGAGCACCAUCGAAAAUUGAGGAAGGAGGCCAAAAAACAGGGUCGCAAAAAGCCUAGAAAAGACCCAGGAGUUCCAAACAGUGCUCCCUUUAAAGAGGCUCUUCUUCGGGAAGCUGAGCUAAGGAAACAGCGACUUGAAGAACUAAAACAGCAGCAGAAACUCGAUAGGCAGAAAGAACAGGAAAAGAAAAGGAAACUUGAAACUAACCCUGGUGUUAAGGCAUCUAACUUGGAACCUGUGAACGAGGAAUUUGGGCAGCGUAAAGCUAAGAACAAAGCCAAGGCAGGCAAACAGAAUCCAAAGAAGUUGUAUUGUCAGGAACUUAAAAAGGUGAUUGAAGCCUCAGAUGUUGUGCUGGAGGUGUUGGAUGCCAGAGAUCCUCUUGGUUGCAGGUGUCCCCAGGUAGAAGAGGCCAUUGUCCAGGGUGGACAGAAAAAGCUGGUACUUGUAUUAAAUAAAUCAGAUUUGGUACCAAAGGAGAAUUUGGAGAACUGGCUAAAUUAUUUGAAGAAGGAAUUACCAACAGUGGUAUUCAGAGCCUCAACAAAUCUGAAGGACAAGGGCAAGAUAAUCAAGCAUUUGAAGUUAAAGAAGAGAGCUCCAUUCAAAAAUGAAGUCUGUGUUGGGAAAGAAGGCCUUUGGAAGCUUCUUAGAAGUUUUCAGGAGACUUACGGCAAAGCCAUUCGGGUUGGAGUAAUUGGUUUCCCAAAUGUGGGGAAAAGCAGCAUCAUCAACAGCUUGAAACAAGAACGGAUAUGUAAUGUUGGUGUAUCCAUGGGGCUGACAAGGUGCAUGCAGGUUGUCACCUUGGACAAACAGAUCACAGUCAUAGACAGUCCAAGCUGCAUCGUGUCUCCGCUUAACUCUGCCAGCACACUUGCUCUGAGGAGUCCAGCGAGUAUUGAAAUGGUGAAACCAGUAGAGGCCGCUAGCGCCAUCUUGUCCCAGGCUGAUGCUCGACAGGUAGUACUGAAAUUUACUGUCCCAGACUUUAAGAAUCCUCUGGAAUUUUUUACAUUGCUUGCUCAGAGAAGAGGACUGCACCAAAAAGGUGGAAGCCCAAAUGUAGAAGGUGCAGCCAAACUGAUGUGGUCUGAGUGGACAGGUGCCUCCUUAGGUUACUAUUGCCAUCCCCCUACAUCCUGGACUCCUUCUCCACAUUUUAAUGAGGGCAUCAUGACAGACAUGAAACAGGGCUUUAAUCUGGAAGAAUUGGAAAAGAACAAUGCACACAGCAUACACAGCAUCAGGGGCCCUCGUUCAGCCAGGAGCAUCCUUUUCCAGUCUUCAGGUCUAACAAAUGGAAUAAUAGAAGAAAAGGACAUUCCUGAAGAACUGCCAAGACAGAAAGAGAAACAGCCGGAGGAGGGGGAGGACCACAACGACCUUGACAGUGACCAGGAAAGUGUUGAUAAAGAAGCUGAUGAAGAGAGCUUAGCCAUGGUCCCGGCAGAAGAGACGUGGGCACUGCCUGAGGAGUCUCAAGCAGAUGAGUCAGCACAAUCUUACAUCUCAGAUAAAAUGACUGAAGAGGAAGAUGAUGCUUAUGACUUCAGUACAGACUAUGUGUAACAACCUUGUCUUUUUAGAAGGUGUUUGUUGGGUUUUGUGGGGGUUUUUUUUGUUUGUUUUUUUUUUUACAUUUUGAGCAGACUGCUGAGCUGUUCUAUUGUGUGUGAUGUAUAGUUUGUUGCUGUAUGCCAUGAGCUGUGUAAAUUUUGUAAAUAUAUAUCAUAGUACACUCAUUCUUUAAAAAUGAGGCAAUUCUAAAGUGUCUGAAUUCUAUAGCAGCACCGCUUUCUUAACAACUGGGUAGAAGUAUACUUAAUCACCUGGAAGCAAACCAUCAGACACCUAUUGAAAAAUGUAGGUUUCACUUUAUUAACAGAUCAGACCACAGGUUAAUAUUACAAAAUUAAAACCAAGCAGUAGUGUUGAACUAGCCGUACCAUCCCUGUCAGUCCUUCAGUAUGGCAGUAAGCAAACAUUUGGUAAGGCAGAUGGAGACAUUUAUAGCCUAUCUGGGAAGCUGACUGCUAAACAGGGUAGUUCAUCCUCUUUACCCAGCUGAAAUGUCCCUCUUUCCAUGGGUUGCUGCAGAUAGGCAUUGAAGCCUUGCAACUGUUAAUUCCCACACAUACUGUCUUCCAGGAUUUCCUGAGAAAUGCUUAUAGCAUAAAUUAUGUUUUAUUUUGUAUUUGAGAUCUCCAUAUGUCUUCGGAUUAGGCUGAAUUUGCCUGUGGGGUCUGGAAUAUACCAUUUUUCCCAGACAUCAGAAUAGGAAGCAGUUCUUCCCCAUGGCUUAAAGUGACCAUUCCAAUGAAGUAACUUGGCAGCCUUUACAAACUGGGGUGAAUAUCGUUUUCCAGCACUGGAACCUUACAUUGAGAAAAAAAGAGCCAAAUGAUUGUACCUAGUACUAGUCAGAAAUAAGAAUGCUACAUCAAACUCCAGAAAACUUAAAGGGAACUGGAUAUAUCCCAUCCCUGAGGAAAGACACUUAAAUUCUUUAUUAGUUAGGCCUUUGGUUAAUUUUUUCAACUUACCGAGGUGGCGGACAUUCCACAUGGGGUCAAUUGUAGAGUGCUGUUGAUAAAAUACGAUCAACAGAGGUGGUGUUGUGGUGCUGCCAGCCAGUGUUCUGCUGUACAGUCCCUCUCUUGGGGGGACAAAUGACAAAUGUAAACUGUUAGUGGAGAAUCCUUAAAAAUUCCUCUUCAACAAGACCACCCAGGUUGAAAUAAGCAUCUUUACAGCAUGGUCAGCUAUAUAUACUUACUCUACAUUGAGUUUCAUCCAUUUUUCCAGCUGGUUGGUUAUAUUCUGUCUUUUCCAUUCUGUCAAGUUUGCAACAAAAACUCCAGGAUUAAAUGAGCAGGUGCUGGCUUUCAUGGAAAGUUUACGAAUUCUUUCUUUUUUAUAGUCAAGAUAGCCAAUG